Trichophyton rubrum CBS 118892 is the source of this 720-nucleotide messenger RNA. RefSeq lists its product as uncharacterized. NCBI's taxonomy places the organism in Eukaryota, Fungi, Ascomycota, Eurotiomycetes, Onygenales, Arthrodermataceae. The coding region runs from base 1 to 720 and encodes 239 amino acids. The transcript is spliced from 2 exons. The record is from RefSeq and is a predicted model, not a curated record.
AUGACCUCCUUUCAGGAAGCCAGGGCGUCGGUCGAAGAACCUACCCUUGCUAAGCUAGUCCUGUGGCGAGGCGAUGAUGAAAACGGUACAACUGUACUUGAAGAUGUUUUCCGUGAAGUCAUCGUUAUAUCUGAUGAUGAAGACGAUGAACGAGAUGGUGAAGAGCAGGCGGCGGAAUUACCACUGCCACCUCCACCACCUCGCCCUCAUCAUGAGAUCCCUAGAGAAAGCAUGGAGCUAGUUUCCAGGAAUACCACAGAGAGGCAGGUUCCACUUAAUUAUGGAACUCCGAGGGACAGCCACUUUGCUACCCGUUCUUUCGCCCCACAGAAUUCCAGGCAAAACCCUUCUUCUCCCAGCGUGAUCACUAUUGAUACCCCUAGCCAACAUUCUGAACGGAGAACCAAUGACCACAGAGGGUUCCGCAGGUACGAGGCAUGGGAUCGAGCAAGAACUCGGUAUAGCCAUCUUGUAAACGGAGCUGCUGCCCCUGCUGUGCCAGAACAACGCUCUCCACGGUACUCACAAGCCAAACCACGGCAGGGAUUCCCUGGCAGGGGGGAAGACCACCGAACAUUCCAAAAACUCCGACUGAAACUGCGCCGGAUCCUCUCCGCUUCCGUCCCACUGCCAAUAGCCGCAAGAGCUGAGUUCUGCAGAGAUUGCAGAGAUUGCAGAAGCCGCAGAGAUAGAGGCACAGGUUCGAUCGCCUGGUUCUAG